Messenger RNA from Lodderomyces jiufengensis, 1035 nucleotides. RefSeq lists its product as uncharacterized. The record is from RefSeq and is a predicted model, not a curated record. The coding region runs from base 1 to 1035 and encodes 344 amino acids. Lineage: Eukaryota; Fungi; Ascomycota; Pichiomycetes; Serinales; Debaryomycetaceae. The transcript has a single exon.
AUGAGUGAUGGUGAAUAUGAGAGGGAUAGAGAAGGUCCAUUGCCUUAUCCUCAAUACAACCAACCACCACCUCCCCCAUCACGUUAUAAUCACCACCAGAACCACCACAACAAUCACCACCACAACAAUAAUCAAAGAAGAGUAGAUAAUAUGGGAUUAGAAUUAGGUUCGGCAGAUGAUAUGACAGAUCAAGAAGAAAUUAGAUAUGAAGUUACUGAAGAACCACAAUAUCAUGUUACAAGAGCUAUAUUUUUAGGAAAUUUACGUCGUCCAAUAAAUGCUGGUCAUUUUCAACAACAUUUACGAAAAUUAGUAGCUGAAAAUAAAGAAAUUGAUAUACAUAUAGAUAGAGCAUGGCUUAAUAGACCAAGAACUCAUGGGAUUGUAUUGGUGAAUAGUGAAGAAGGAGCAGAAUAUUUAAGAUCACGAUUAUCUGGUUCAAUAUAUCCACCACAGGAAGAAGAUGAAAAAUUAAAAGAAGAAUUUGAAAAUAGAGAAAUAGAAAGAUUUGAAGAACAACAAAGACAUUAUAAAGAUGAAUUGGAAAGACUCGGUGAAGAAGAAGGUAGAAAUAUAGAAUCACCACCGGAACCAAGAGAAUUUUUGGUGGAAAGAAUUCCAUUAUAUGCUGAUUAUAUACCUGUAAAAGCCAUAAAUCAAUGGACUUUUGAAGAAGAUAAAGGGCCAAGAGAUGGGAAAUGGAAAUUAGAAUUUGUUACAAGAGGUGAUGAAUUAAUUGCUUCACAUACUUUAUUAAAUGGAGAAUUUAUUCCAAGAUACCAACCACCAACAAGAAAUUUUAGAAGAGGUGGUGGAUACAAUAAUAGAUAUAUUGGUAGAGGAGGAUAUAACGGUGGUUAUAAUAAUCACCAUGCUGGUUAUAAUGGUGGAGGAGGCACUGAUACAUAUGUACCGGGACAAAGUGGUCGAGAAUCAAAAGAAUCAAGAGAACCAAGAGGGGAUUAUAGAGAAUCUAGAUCUACAGAUUCAUAUGUACCAUCAAGAAGAGAUAGAGAAAGAUCUCCAAGUAGAUAA